AUGGGCCGUGUGCGAUGGGCACUGCUGCUGGGUUGCCUGGGCUGCGGGAUUCUGCUCGGAGCUCGGGCUCAGUUUCCCCGAGUCUGCAUGACCUUGGAUGGCGUGCUAAACAAAGAAUGCUGCCCGCCUCUGGGCCCCGAGGCAACCAACGUCUGUGGAUUUCUAGAGGGCCGCGGGCAGUGCGCAGAGGUGCAGACAGACACCAGGCCCUGGGGUGGCCCUUACAUCCUUCGAAACCAGGAUGAUCGUGAGCAGUGGCCAAGAAAAUUCUUCAACCGGACAUGCAAAUGCACAGGAAACUUUGCUGGUUAUAAUUGUGGAGGCUGCAAGUUUGGCUGGACUGGCCCCGACUGUAAUCAGAAGAAGCCGCCCAUCCUAAGACGGAAUAUCCAUUCCCUGACUGCCCAGGAGAGGGAGCAGUUCCUGAGCGCCUUAGAUCUGGCGAAGAAGAGUAUCCACCCAGACUACGUCAUCACCACGCAGCACUGGCUGGGGCUGCUCGGACCCAACGGAACCCAGCCCCAGAUUGCCAACUGCAGCGUGUACGACCUUUUUGUGUGGCUCCAUUACUAUUCUGUCCGAGACACCUUAUUAGGUCCAGGACGUCCCUAUAAGGCCAUUGACUUCUCUCACCAAGGGCCAGCCUUUGUCACCUGGCACAGGUACCAUUUGUUGUGGCUGGAAAGAGAGCUCCAGAGACUCAUUGGCAACGAGUCCUUUGCUUUACCCUAUUGGAACUUUGCAACUGGGAAGGAUGAGUGUGACGUGUGCACAGAUGAACUGCUUGGGGCAGCAAGACAAGAUGACCCAACUCUGAUUAGUCAGGACUCAAGAUUCUCUACUUGGGAGAUUGUGUGUGACAGCUUGGAUGACUACAACCGUCGGGUUACACUGUGUAAUGGAACCUAUGAAGGCUUGCUGAGAAGAAACAAAGUAGGCAGAAAUAAUGAGAAAUUGCCAACCUUAAAAAACGUGCAAGAUUGCCUGUCUCUCCAGAACUUCGAUAGCCCUCCCUUCUUCCAGAACUCCACCUUCAGCUUCAGGAAUGCACUGGAAGGGUUUGAUAAAGCAGAUGGAACACUGGACUCUCAAGUCAUGAACCUUCAUAACUUGGCUCACUCCUUCCUGAACGGAACAAACGCCUUGCCACACUCAGCUGCCAACGACCCUGUUUUUGUGGUCCUCCACUCUUUCACAGAUGCCAUCUUUGAUGAGUGGCUGAAGAAAAACAACCCUUCCACAGAAGCCUGGCCUCAGGAGCUAGCCCCCAUCGGUCACAAUCGGAUGUAUAACAUGGUUCCCUUCUUCCCACCGGUGACUAAUGAGGAACUCUUCUUAACCGCAGACCAACUUGGCUACAAUUAUGCCAUUGAUCUGUCAGCGGAAGAAGCUCCAGUUUGGACCACAACUCUCUCGGUGGUCAUCGGAAUACUGGGAGCUUUCGUCGGAAUCUUGGGGUUGCUGGCUUUCCUUCAGUACAGAAGGCUUCGCAAAGGAUAUGCGCCCUUAAUGGGGACAAGUCUAAGCAGCAAGAGAUGCACAGAGGAGGCCUAACCGUGCCUGACCUAGGCAGUACCUAAAUACACCCGCACUCACCUUGUGAUAGGCGAAAAUCUUCAGCAUGCGCUCUUUAGUAGGAUGAUGAUCCCCUUAUAGAAGACAAUUAGCUCUAGGUGCUGCUUUGCUUAUUGAACACAGACA
Molecule: messenger RNA, 1701 nt
Organism: Apodemus sylvaticus (European woodmouse)
Lineage: Eukaryota; Metazoa; Chordata; Mammalia; Rodentia; Muridae
Gene: Dct
Product: dopachrome tautomerase
Exons: 8
Coding region: 1-1554 (517 amino acids)
Biological process (GO): positive regulation of neuroblast proliferation; developmental pigmentation; melanin biosynthetic process from tyrosine
Cellular component (GO): melanosome
Molecular function (GO): dopachrome isomerase activity; oxidoreductase activity
Source: RefSeq, a predicted model, not a curated record